UCGCUUCCGGCGCUGCAGGGCGGAAGUGGCUGGAAUUCUGGCGCUGGUUGACGGUCAGUUGGAGCGAGGAGGGGGAAAGGGAAGGAUGUGUGCCGAGCCUCGCUUGGUGGAGGAAGAUGGAGGAUAGAUGAGCCUGAGGAGGAAGGCGGGAAUGGAGCAAGCGCAGCCCUUCUGUGGCCCCUCCUAUGUUUAUUCUUAUUCCACCUAAUAAAGCUCACAAUAUGCUGGGAAAAAGGAAGAGGCCCCUGAGGAGUUGAAGUAAGCAGGAAUGGGGAAAGGCCGUUGGGAGAGAUAGGAACAACUGAGACCAGAACAACUGUAGGUGCCAUGUAGUACCUCCGUUCCUGUCAAGAUGGUAUAGAACCAGGAGAAGGCCUGAGUUUUCUUGAAAUUUUGCUUGAAGAAACAACUCCAUUGACUGAUGUGCAGCUGGACUUCAGAACGGCGUCUGAGGAGCACAACUGGAUGCUAAUGGCAAUGGAGCAUUAUAACCUGUGUUUUUUCUUGAGCAACUUUGAUGGCUGGUGGUGAAGGGUAGUCAUCCCUUCUGUGUGAUGGAAGAUUCUGCAAGAGCCUUAAAGACAUGAUGGAAAUGAUCUUAGGAUCAGAAGGACAAGCUGCUAUUCUUAAUAGUAGCAGCAAGAACUAGAGGAAUCUCCACCUAUCACUUCCUGGUGUAACAGGAUUUGCAUAAAACAUUUAAAGAAACAAAGAAAUAUUCUGGGUUAUCCUCUUACGCUGACUCUUCCAAGUGGGAUCUUUGGAGGGGGAGGGGGGUGCCAAGAGACCCCCCUCCCCCAGAAGACAUUUUUAGACUGGCUGCCAAACAUCUGUGGAGAGGCGAUGCCUACCAGGCUUUGAGUAUUCCUGUAUUAUGCAAGUAUGAAACAAGUGGACUGAAGCCCAUAUUUCUAAUCGCAAUAGUAAAGUCUGAAGGUGAGCAGGACCUGUGAAUAUGAGCUAUCUCACUUAUUAACUUACUCUGCAAAUGAACUUCCUGUUUGCAGACCCCAACGUUAUUAGUCCUUGAGACUGCUAAUCUCCUUUUCUAGUACAACUCAGGACAACCAGAGGACUGAUACAAUCCAUUUGGCCCCACAUGCUAUGUUGAUGGUGAUAGUCUAACACCUAUCAGUGGGAACAGCACAAGAAGACAGUGUUGGGGCCUGUGCCUGUGAAGGAUGGUGAAGAAAAUCAGCCUGGUUCUCUGGGGCGUGGUGCUUUUUGUGGCUUGGAAUGCCCUGAUUCUUUUCUUCUUGUGGACACGGCCUCAGUCUUUCUCAGACCAUAGCCACCUGACGGAAGAGGUCAUCCGAUUGGCCCAGGACGCUGAAGUGGAACUCGAGCGCCAGAAGGACCUCUUGCAUCAGAUCUACCGUUACAGUGCCCUUUGGAGCAGGAGGAAGGCUGAUGAGGCCAAAAAGCUCCACCUGUCAGCUGCCGCAGCGUCUGCCAAACCUUCCACAACCGCUCCCUCAUCCCGUCGCAGUCAGAUCUCUCCGGAUGCUACUUUGCCGGUGGUCGUCAUUGCCUGUGACCGCAGCACAGUCCGCCGUUGCCUAGACAAGCUAUUACAUUACCGCCCUUCGAAGGAGCGGUUCCCCAUCAUUGUGAGCCAGGACUGCGGACACGAGGAGACAGCCAGGGUCAUCGCCUCCUAUGGAGACGCUAUCAUGCACAUCAAGCAGCCCAACCUGAGUGAUAUCCCUGUGCCCACUGACCACCGCAAAUUCCAAGGCUAUUACAAGAUUGCCCGGCACUAUCGCUGGGCUCUGAGCCAGGUCUUCCGGACCUUCAAGUACCAAGCAGCCAUUGUGGUGGAAGAUGACCUGGAAGUCGCUCCAGAUUUCUUUGAAUACUUCCAGGCAGUUUUUCCACUCCUGCUAGCUGACCCAGGCCUUUGGUGCAUCUCUGCGUGGAAUGAUAAUGGCAAGGAACAGAUGGUCGACGUUGCCCACCCGGAGCUGCUUUACCGUACGGAUUUUUUUCCUGGUCUUGGCUGGCUUCUGCUCUCUGACCUAUGGGAUGAGUUAGAGCCCAAGUGGCCCAAGGCCUUCUGGGAUGAUUGGAUGCGGCAGCCUGAACAACGGCAGGGCCGUUCAUGCAUCAGGCCCGAGGUGUCCCGCACUAUGACUUUUGGCCGCAAGGGUGUGAGCCAUGGUCAGUUCUUUGACCAGUACCUGAAGUUCAUCAAGCUCAAUGACCGCUUCGUGCCUUUCACCCAGAUGGACCUAUCUUACCUCAAGAAGGAAGAGUAUGAUCGCUCUUUCCUGGCCCAGGUCUAUGGGGCCCCUGAGUUUCGAGUCGAGGAGCUACAGGGUAACCAGCGCCGGGAAUUGGGCACAGUCCGAGUGCAGUAUACCACUCGGGACUCUUUCAAGGCCUUUGCGAAAGCCUUGGGCGUCAUGGACGACCUCAAGUCGGGAGUGCCCCGUGCUGGCUACCAGGGCAUUGUCAGCUUCCUUUAUCGAGGGCGGCGUGUUUACUUAGCGCCUCCUUCAGACUGGACAGGUUACGACCCCAGCUGGAGUUAGCAGCUGUUGAUCCUUAAGCAUGUUGGACCUUACAAGGAAAGGGGUGCUGGGGUUGGGUGGGUGGGGCGGACAAAACUCUGUAUUUUUUUCUUCCUGUGUGGCAUUCGAGUGCAUUCCAGGGAUGAGGGUUGCUUUGUGCACUUAAAAUAUGAGGGUUGGAGGGGUCCGUUGUGGAGGUGAUUCUGAUGCUCCCAAAAGAUGGGGUGAGGCGGAGCAUUCUGGGGUUUCUCAGUUCUACCUCCCUAGUGCCUAUUCUCCUCCUUGACAUGGCAGAGUGUCCACUCAGUUGGUUCUUUGGUGGCUCCUCCAAAUGGGUGCAUUUUGAGACCAAAGUGGCAAAACCCACUAAGGUUUCUCCAGCUUUACUGAGCUACCACAGGCUCUGGGUGGCUUCUGAACCAGCAUGCCAGAUGCAGCUCAUCAGCUCUAUGGUGUGGUCUGUUAGGGGCUCAGUUACUCACCCAUUUGUGUUUUAUGAUUUCACAGAAAUGAAAAUGAUUGAGUUAGAAAGUUCCCAAUAGCUCACUGUACAUAGCUGGUCUGCCACAUUCAGUCUGGUGGGUCACAUUUUCUGUAGGCUCAAAAUACAGGGAAGAAAUUCAGUCCUUUCCCCACAUAUUGCUUGGCCUAUUCUGUUCUCACUUGGCCUGGCCUGGAAGAUAGGAAAGUCUUGUGAAUGAGCCCUGGGCCCAUUCAAAAGGACUAUUUUAAUUGACCAUAUUGGCCUUUUAAAAAUGGGUCUCUUGGAUCAUUUAUAUUUUUAGCCCCAUUGUAUUGGACAGUUGGGAUUGGAUGCAUAUGCUGAUUCAAGUGACAUGAAGAUCGCUCUGGAAAUGAUGAGGCAAAGUAAGAAAUUCUGGCUUGCAUUUAUCAGGAACAGUAGGGUAAAGUGGAAGGGAAUAUCAUGGAAUUGUGUUACAGAGCUGUGGUGAGACAGAGCAAUAAAACACUUGUGGACUACAGUUCCCAUUAUGUCCUGUGCUGGCAUGGUUGAGGGAUUCUUAAAAUUGUAAUCCAGAGAGUAACUUUUUGGACCUCUGUUUUGUCUUGAGCCUACAUGAUAUCUUAAAAAGGGGUAGACAUUUUCUCCCAUCCACCCAGCUAAAAGAAGGACAUGAUGGUUGCUCAGCAGCUCUCCUCUCAGCCCUUGCCAAACUGCUUCCUUCAACUCACAGAAAGCCUAAAAGAUGGUGGACAUUGUUGUCUGAGUCCAUUGAAGGAUACCAGGCUGAGGGAGGCUGACCCAAAGCCUUAAAACUUACAGGUGGAUUAUGUUUGGAAGCACACAAACGUACACCCUGCCACCAUGGAAUUCUCCUUGCAUUUGCAAAACUCACAGAGUGAUGCUGAGGUCUUAGGCUUCUGACUGAUUUAUGUAGAGAAGCUAGCAGACUUUUGGGGCCCCAUUUGCAGACUGAGGUGGUACAGGAUCAGUCAUGAAGAAUCCACUUUCCUCAGCUCUUACAUUCUACAGCAGUGUUUCUCAAACUUUGCUCCUCCAGGUAUUUGUGGAAGGUGAAGUCCACAAGCCACCUGGAGGAGCAGGGUUUGAGAAACACUGUUCUAGAGCAGGUCUGCACAACCUGUGGCCCUCCAUGUGUUUGAGCCUCCUAGCUCCCAGAAGCCCUAACCUGCUUGUCGAAUGGUCAGGAAUUCUGGGAGCUGAAGUCCAAAACUCCUGGAGGGCAGCGGAUUAUGCAGGCUUGUUCUAGAGCAAGGAGUUCUAAUUGAUCCUGUUUGGAUAGCACCAGGUUGCAUUCGGUUAGAGUUUUUUUUCCCUGUUGUUCUAAGUGUUUUUGGUGGCUCACUCUUAUAGGAUAUUUAGGAGAAGAGGCUGGUUUGUUUAAUUAUGGCCUAUCAGAGAUGCCAUGUUUUUUUCUUCCCAAGUGAGUAAAGAUUUCCCUCCCACCCUCUCAGGCUGCUUUAAUUCUCCUUUUUGGAGGGAAAAGCUUUUCUCCUUCCUAAAAUUUGAGCUUUGGAGCAUGCUGUCAUUUUAGUGGCAUUUCCCAGAGCAUAAAAAAUGUGUUUUUUUAAUAUUAAAAAUCCAAAAAUUCUUUGGCCAACUACCCUUGCCCUUGGGGAUUGUGGUCCAAAAAAGGAUUCCACACACACACACACACACACAAACUGUAUCAUUUGUUUGUUGCUGCCAUAUGAGAACAGGACACUGCCGUGUCUGGGAGGAGUAAGGCAAGGGAGGAAACACUCCUGAGAGGACAGCAGAACGUGCCACAGAAGGGGCUUUCUGGAAAAGGAGCCCAGCCUUACUCAGUGGUGCGGACUCUGCCUUCCCCAUCUUUGCCUCUGAGGUGCUGCAGAGCUGCUCUACAACCACUUUACUCGCAGCAGGCAUUGAGAAAUGACUUCAGACCUCACUUGGCCAAAAUUCAGACCACACCAAAGGGUAGUGUAUUUUGUUGGUUCCAAUGCUGUAUUACUUUUGUGUGUCCUUUUUUUUCUAAAGAAAAACAAAAAAAAAUACAUACUACGCUCUCCUUGGUGAGUGGAGGAAGAACACUUCUCUUGGCUAAUUUUAGUUAAGAAUUUCCUUCCUGGGUCAGGUUUAAGUGAAAUGGGUGUUGGAGGCCUUCCUUUCAUGUCUCUGUUCUUCUAGUCAGUGUGGAUGAGAAGACAGGAGAUGGUGCCUUGGGGGACAAAACGAAAUGAGUUUGAUGUAUCUGCUUUAUUGUGUUCUGGAAAACAGCAACGGAGCCCUUAGAUGUGUUGGGGAGACACCUGUUCUACUGAAGAUCCUCACCUUGUGGUUUUGUAAUUUUUUCAGUGUAUUGUUUUGGAUUCUCUCAGAGGAGUUCCUCUGUGAAUGAAGACAUAUUUGUAAAGUUCCUGGGAUGACAAUAAAGCAGGCAGAAAUUGAUUUGUAUGUGAUAUUGCUGGAUCCAUGGAAGGCACCCCCAAUUUCUUCUUCACUGGGGGAGGGAGGUGCUACUGGCAGAGGUUAGGAGGCUCAGCCUAGUAGAAGAAAUUGAGUUUUGGGACAUUUUUGCUAGGUGAGACCAAACCAUUUUAGUCCCCAGAGAAGUCUUUUUUUUUUUUUUUUUUUGCAACAGGAACAUCUGUUAUCUUUCUUUUUUAAAAGCAAGACCUCUCUUUGAAACUAAAAUUGGCCAAAGGGCAUUUUGAAAGCACAAGCUUCUUGGUCCCUAGUUGCCCUGUGGGGUACAUAUAUCGGAUAUGCUGUACCUUGUUCUCCUCUGUCCUGAAAGAUUAGUGGGAAAAUGAUCUCUCACAAGUCAUCUUCAAAUGUUGGUCCUCCAAGGGCUAGGGCUUUUGCUGACUCCCUGAUGACUGGGACAUCCAGAAGUUGGAAACUUGGAGCUUGAGAACAGCUACCAUAUAUGUUAGGACAGUGGUUCUCAACCUGUAGGUCCCCAGAUGUUUUGGCCUUCAACUUCCAGAAAUCCUAACAGCUGGUAAACUAGCUGGGGUUUCUGGGAGUUGUACCAGAACACCUGGAGACCCAUAGCUUGAGAACCACUGUGUUAGGAAGAUGAUAAAGCAUGUGGUGAUAGUGCACUGUCUUCCUUUUGCACAUUUGUUUGGCCCUAGUCCCUGCUUUUGAAAACUGCCUGAUUCAAAAAUUGCCAAAAAUUGGGAAGUUGGAAGCUGUGGCAUAUAAAGAAAAGACAAAUCUAGGGUGCCAUCGCCUUUGAGUACAUGUUCAGACUGAUUCCCGCUGCAGAUAAAGGAACACCUUUGAGGAUGGGCAGCUCAUUUUAGUAGACUUCAUAGUGAUUUCAAGGGAGACAAGGCAAUGUAUGCUGUUCCUCUUCCCUUUCUGUCUUCCUGGACCCAGACAAAAAGCCACAGCUGCUGGAGAGAAAGAGGGGAAAGCACUGCUAGUGAUGCAUCAUUUCUUCCCUCCACAAAGUGCUCCAAAUUUGCCUGUAUCUCUGCCUUUCUUCCUUUAAUCGAGGCAGAAGCUAGGAGCAUACAUCUGUACAUCACUGUACAUGUUUUCCAGUGAAUGGAGAGUGUUUUAAGGCAUGUCCUGCACCAGGAGUCUGACUUAAGGAUUUUCUCUUGUCUUGCUUGGAUCCCACAGUUCUGCGUCACUACCCGUACCACUUGUUGCCUGAUGAUUUCUCUCUCUUGGCAUGUCAUCUGUGUUUGUCUUUUGCCCAGGUUUACAGGGCUACUGCUUCUCUUUCCGAUCUGGAUAACAAAUUGUUCUUAAGGGAGCAAGAGGAGCCAGCGGAGACCCGAGGGCCAAAACUAAGGGUUUCUGUCAAGGAAAGCCCACCAGCAACCGCUGUCCCCUCUCGUCUCCAUCCCUUUCCACACACAGAAGUCUGUUUUGAAAUUUGAACUAAAUAUAUACGCUGGGUGCAAGACAGGAGUUAUUGCAUUGUGUUUGAUGGAGAGAUGCUGUUUUUAUGUCCAGAGUUCAAUUGGUGAAAAAAAAAGUUUAAAGAUGCAAAAACUUAUUUUCCACAAUAAAAUAAACUGGUCCUUUUCAGACA
Messenger RNA from Anolis sagrei ordinatus, 7015 nucleotides. The record is from RefSeq and is a predicted model, not a curated record. NCBI's taxonomy places the organism in Eukaryota, Metazoa, Chordata, Lepidosauria, Squamata, Anolidae.